GCUACCAAAUCAGUUGCAAUAAUCGCAGUGUUCAGAUCAGAGUUAAAUAUUUUUCAAAGAAAUUUUAACCAGAUUUUUAAGAUGAAAUACUUUGCUGUUUUGUUGCUGCUUUGCACUCUAUUGGGUGCUUCGCUUGCCUCGCUCAAGAAUCCGGCUUGUGGUGAGGAAUUUGGCGUGAUUGGAGCUUGUCGUGGUCAACUGACCAAGUGGACCUAUCGCCGGGACACCAAUGAGUGCGUCAACUUCAACUACGGUGGAUGCCAAGGCAACAACAAUCUCUUCGAUUCAAAGAGCCAGUGUGAAAGCUCUUGCAAAGUCUAAACAAAUGUAAUUUUUGUUCAUUUUAAUAGUAUAAAUAAAUUAACUCUCAAUUUCACUU
Messenger RNA from Drosophila innubila, 379 nucleotides. RefSeq names its product male accessory gland serine protease inhibitor-like. The transcript has 2 exons. NCBI's taxonomy places the organism in Eukaryota, Metazoa, Arthropoda, Insecta, Diptera, Drosophilidae. The record is from RefSeq and is a predicted model, not a curated record. Gene Ontology annotation, molecular function: serine-type endopeptidase inhibitor activity. The coding region runs from base 82 to 321 and encodes 79 amino acids.